UCUUCCUCUUCCAGCCUCACCGUGCGCUCAGACAAAAAUAAUGUCGCUGCGUGUUUUAAGCUUAAACUUAUUAAAAAAUAACAGAAAUUUCCUUCAGAAUGCUGUUAGAAACAGUAAAGGACCCGGUGUCCAAGCGCUAGCGGUGGCGCCGUACGCCACACAGGUGACUGUCCAGGCCACACCGGCUGCUGUCCAAAAGCAAAAGGUGAGCAAAGCCAUGAAAGCCUAUCUGGAGCGGGCUAACGAGCACGACGAGUUUAUGAAAACUCAAGACUUGGAGUUUCAAAUUGGAAAACGGCAUUUGGCAAAUAUGAUGGGCGCUGAUGCAGAAACCUUUACACAAGAAGACAUUGAUGAAGCCAUCGCGUAUCUCUUUCCCUCCGGUCUGUUUGAUAAGCGUGCUCGCCCCGCCAUGCGAUCGCCUGAAGAAGUGUUUCCAGCACGUAAGGCAGCCGAGUUCGAUGAGACGGGUCGUCCCUUUCACAGCAUGUUCUACACGGGCAAGCCGAACUUUUUCCAGCUGCUACACGACAUUGUGGAGGAAACGAACAAGCUAUAUGACCUUGAAGAGCGCAUGCUGAGGCGUGGAAACAAGCCAGAUGAAAACCAAAAGCUCGAAACGACUGGCUUUCAAAUACUGCCGAAGGAUCAACUGGAGCGAGUGCUUGUCGAACACAUUGCGGACCUUGAAUACCAGAACUUUACCAAUGCCAUGGAUCGUUUAAUUUCCUUGCCAUAUUCGUAUAAAAGCAAAGCAUUUAUUGAGCGCUAUCUAAAACCCCUGAUUGAUCAAUCAAAGCAACUGGAGGUGCCCAAGCCAAAGAUCGAUGACCAGGGCCGCCAGUACAUAACGACCUAUGAGUGCCUGCGUAAAACGGCGCGUGCCGACGUCACUGUCCGUCUGCCCGGCACAGGAAAGAUAACUAUCAAUGGCCAGGAUAUCUCGUACUUCAGUAGUGAAGAGUGCAGGGAACAGUUACUCUUUCCUCUGAGCUACAGCGAAAUGCUGGGCAAAGUUGAUGUGGAGGCCAAUGUGGAGGGCGGCGGUCCAUCCGGUCAGGCGGGCGCCAUUCGUUGGGGCAUCGCCAUGAGUUUGCGCAGCUUUGUUGAUCAAGAGAUGAUUGAGUCAAUGCGUUUGGCCGGCUUGUUGACACGUGACUAUCGCCGGCGGGAGCGAAAGAAGUACGGACAGGAAGGCGCACGUCGCAAGUACACGUGGAAGAAGCGCUAAGCGG
Molecule: messenger RNA, 1235 nt
Organism: Drosophila navojoa
Lineage: Eukaryota; Metazoa; Arthropoda; Insecta; Diptera; Drosophilidae
Gene: mRpS9
Product: mitochondrial ribosomal protein S9
Biological process (GO): translation
Cellular component (GO): ribosome; mitochondrial small ribosomal subunit
Molecular function (GO): RNA binding; structural constituent of ribosome
Source: RefSeq, a predicted model, not a curated record